This is a messenger RNA of Penicillium canescens, 1266 nucleotides long. Its product is annotated as DUF3500 domain-containing protein. The record is from RefSeq and is a predicted model, not a curated record. NCBI's taxonomy places the organism in Eukaryota, Fungi, Ascomycota, Eurotiomycetes, Eurotiales, Aspergillaceae. Bases 1 to 1266 code for a protein of 421 amino acids. The transcript has a single exon.
AUGAGUCAAUAUCAGUCCUUUCGUGAUUAUAUCCCCCCGAGUGACAACCCAAGGAGUGUGCAACUCACAAAUUCCGACACAUAUCAGUGGGCAGCCCACCGUUGCGCCGAGCCGUUCAUGAUUGGCUGGAUGCAAAAGUGGAAAGUUCUUUACGAUGAGCCAUAUCAGGGAAUUUCGUCCAAUGGCAAAGUCAACCAAGAAGUUCAUCAACUUGCGAAUGAAGACACGGAUCUUGGAGCACCUGCUAGGGAAAUGUGCAUUGCAGCGAAACAUCUCCUCUCAAAGCUCUCCAAAUCAGACAGGGAAAGAAUGAGCUAUCCAAUUGAUGCGCCGGAAUGGCGAUCUUGGAGCAACCCCGAAAUAUACGUUUUUCACCACGGGCUACGCUUGGAGGAAGUCAAGACCGAGAUAGUACAGGCAAUAUAUGGCCUGCUCCAGGCAAGUCUGUCACCAUCUGGUUAUGAAAAAGUACGCGGUUGCAUGAAGAUCAACGGCUUUCUCGGUAAAGUGGUCCGUGGGGAGAAUGUUCUGAACGAGCUCUCCUACAAUUUUGCCAUCUUCGGUACCCCUUCGUCCAAAGAGCCUUGGGGAUGGCAGCUAUAUGGGCACCACCUCUGUUUGAACUGCCUGGUGAUUGGGAAACAGAUGGUUUUCACUCCAAUAUUCAUGGGCGCUGAACCAAACAUCAUCGAUGAGGGCCCUGGCAAAGGAACGGAGCUAUUUGUCCAACAGGAGAAAGCCGGCCUGCGCCUCAUAUCUUCGAUGGAUGAAGCGACGCGCGCUGUCGUCCAGGUCUCGGCCGACAUUUACUGUGCCAACCUUCCAACUUGGAGGUAUCAUCGUGCCGAUCAGCGACAUCUCGGGGGCGCAUUUCAAGAUAACCGGAUUAUUCCUUACGAAGGUUGCUUGGUUUCCAAAUUUCAGGCUUGGGAGCAGAAACAAGUCCGCAAUAUCCUAGAAUUGAGUUUGGAUUAUCUACCAGAGGGCGCUUUACAAGCCCGCAUGUCUGAGAUCGAUGAAUAUUGGAACGAGACUUAUUUUGCUUGGAUUGGUCAAUUCGGUGAACAUGACGCUUUUUACUAUAGCAUUCAUUCACCGGUGAUACUUUUUGAGUUUGAUCAUCACAGUGGUGUUUUUCUGUCCAACAAGGAGCCUCGAAAGUUCCAUAUUCACACACUUGUGAGGACACCUAAUGGGAAUGAUUACGGAAAGGAAUUGAUCCAGCAACACAAGGGCAGGAAUAAGGACUGUGCAGAUCGAACAUAG